Scaptodrosophila lebanonensis is the source of this 1676-nucleotide messenger RNA. It is a transcript of the gene Gr66a, whose product is annotated as gustatory receptor for bitter taste 66a. Gene Ontology annotation, biological process: sensory perception of taste. The coding region runs from base 45 to 1580 and encodes 511 amino acids. NCBI's taxonomy places the organism in Eukaryota, Metazoa, Arthropoda, Insecta, Diptera, Drosophilidae. The record is from RefSeq and is a predicted model, not a curated record. Gene Ontology annotation, cellular component: membrane; axon; neuronal cell body. The transcript is spliced from 3 exons.
AGAGCCCAUUGAAUUAGUUGCCGUUUCAAGGGUCGACACGCAACAUGUCGCAGCCGACGCCAUUGGUGCAACCCCUCUUGCAGCAGUUCCAGCAGUUAUUUUUCCUUUCAAAAUUGGUAGGAGUGUUACCCCAGGACCUGGAAAGUUUUCGCACCAAGAAUGUACUCGAAAAAUCCAGUCGGGGCAUGUGGUAUUUGCUAGGCACCAUUGUGGCUUAUGUGGCGCUCUACAACUUCUUGAUUAUCUCGUUCGGCGAGGAGGAUCGCACCCUCAAAGCAUCGCAGAGUACGUUAACCUUUGUGAUUGGUAUAUUCCUAACAUACAUCGGUUUAAUUAUGAUGGCUACUGAUCAAAUAACCGCUCUGCGUAAUCAAUCGAAACUUGGCGAGCUUUAUGAACGCAUUCAGGUAGUCGAUGAGCGACUCUACAGGGAGAAUUGUGUAGUGGACAAUAGUCGUCUCCAUGUGCGCAUUCGGCUGAUGAUUGUGCUAACAUUCCUGUUUGAGAUUUCUGUUUUGAUGGCUACGUAUAUCAAAUUGGUAGAUUUGACGGAAUGGAUUGCGUUUUUUUGGUGCAUAUCAGCGAUUCCUACGUUUAUCAACUCGCUGGACAAGAUUUGGUUCGCUGUUUCUUUGUUUGCUCUGAAAUCCCGUUUUGAGGCCAUCAAUGCCACGCUGGACGAGUUGGUGGCAACACAUGCAAAAUUCAAGGCUUGGCAGAGUGGUGCUGAGACUGAAUCUGAAUUGAUUCUGGACAGUAAUUCACCACCUCAGUAUGACAGCAAUCUAGAAUACCUGUAUAAGGAAUUGCGUGGCAUGGACAUCGGCUCGGCCAAGAACAAGGUAUCUCCAAUUGCGCACUCUAUGAACUCGUUUGGUGAGUCAAUAAAAACCCCACAGAAGCUUCGAAAGACUAUGGUUAACAUGGCACACGAAAGCGAGCUAGCCAAUCCGGCUAAAGUCGAGGAAAAGCUUAACAACUUGUGUCAGGUGCAUGACGAAAUCUGUGAGAUUGGCAAAGCCUUGAACGAACUGUGGAGCUAUCCGAUUUUGACUUUAAUGGCCUAUGGGUUUCUCAUCUUUACGGCGCAACUUUAUUUUCUGUACUGUGCAACUCAAGCUCAGGCCAUACCAUCGCUCUUUCGCUCGGCCAAGGAUCCGUUUAUUACACUUUUCGUGUUGUGCUAUACUUCCGGAAAGUGCAUAUAUCUUAUCUAUUUGAGCUGGAAGACCUCUCUGGCCUCUAAACGAACCGGCAUCAGUCUGCACAAAUGUGGCGUGGUAGCUGACGAUAAUCUGCUAUACGAAGUAGUGAACCACUUAUCACUAAAGCUGCUCAACCACUCGGUGGACUUCUCCGCAUGCGGCUUCUUCACGCUGGACAUGGAAACACUCUAUGGGGUUAGCGGUGGCAUUACCAGCUACCUGAUUAUUCUCAUUCAAUUCAAUUUGGCCGCCCAGCAGGCAAAGGAUGCCAUACAGGCAUUCAAUAGUUUUAAUGAGACAGCCAGUUUGAUUGGCGCUGAAAUGGAAAAUGGUACAUUUAGCUUCACCAGCACCACAUUAAGUCCCACAAACUAAUAAGUAGUUCUUUCAAACUUAAAAAUUCUAUUACUCAAUUAUAUUUUUUUUGUUUAAAGCACCUAUAUGCACGUACUUAUAAGAUUUUUUUAACUG